This is a messenger RNA of Planococcus citri (citrus mealybug), 967 nucleotides long. It is a transcript of the gene UbcE2M, whose product is annotated as NEDD8-conjugating enzyme UbcE2M. Lineage: Eukaryota; Metazoa; Arthropoda; Insecta; Hemiptera; Pseudococcidae. The record is from RefSeq and is a predicted model, not a curated record. Bases 259 to 804 code for a protein of 181 amino acids. The transcript has 4 exons.
CUUCUAAACAGAAAGCGAGAUAAAAAGUACAGUUUGUUGAAAAUCUACACAAAACGGAGUAAUGUUUUACAUUUAGAAGUGGAAAAGUUGUGUCGUAGUUUAAUUAUUAAGUUAUUAAUUUAAGUAUAAAACGUCCGCGUAACCGAAAUUGUACAGUAUUAGUCAUUACAGUAGUAAAUUAUUAUUCCAUUGGCGUAUUUCUAACACCUCUGGCUCGACAGAAUAAAUGAUAAUACCAGUCAUCAAAUAAGCCUAAACAUGAUACGACUUUUCUCGCUGAAACAACAGAAAAAAGACGGAGAAGCCGCUCCGAAAAAUACUCAGAAACGAUCUUCAGCCGCGCAGCUACGAAUUACGAAAGAUAUUAACGAAUUGAAUCUACCCAAGACAUGUAAUACUAUAUUUCCCGAUCCAGAUGAUUUAUUAAAUUUCAAAAUCACUAUUGCUCCUGAUGAGGGAUUCUAUAAAGGAGGCAAAUUCACGUUUAGUUUCAAAGUGGGCCCUAAUUAUCCUCACGAACCACCUAAGGUUAAAUGUGAAACCACCGUUUAUCAUCCGAAUAUCGAUUUAGAAGGAAACGUUUGCCUAAAUAUUUUACGCGAAGAUUGGAAGCCAGUUUUAACCAUCAACUCGAUCGUUUAUGGAUUACAGUACUUGUUUUUGGAACCCAAUCCGGAAGAUCCUCUCAAUAAAGAAGCCGCCGAAGUUUUACAAAAUAACAGAAGACUUUUCGAACAAAACGUGCAGAAAGCCAUGAGAGGAGGUUACGUCGGUCAAGUAUUUUUCGAAAAAUGUCUCAAAUAGGAGACUCAACUUUCAUUUUCUUUAAAAUCCAAUGCACUAAUAUUCGCGCUUUCUCUUUACAACACGGAACAAACAUCAAAUGUUCUGUAUCAAGUACCUGUAUAUAAAUCUUAAAAAAUUCGAUUUCGUGUAUAUUUUGUAUUAAAAUUUAUUCGCCGAAUUA